AUGAUGCUGGCUGUUGUCACUCUGCUGCUGGGACUAUCCGCCUCUGCUGCCUCAGCGGAGUGGAGGCGUCCUGUGAUCAAGUUUAACUCCAAAGUGCUGACGCGUCCUGAGGUGGUGGUGAGGCUGGGCUCGCCCCUGGACCUGCGCUGUGAGGGCAACGGGCCGGUGAACUGGAGGCCUCGACUGUCCAAGCACCGGCGCUACAUCUCCAGACUGAAGGGCAGUGUCCAGACUCUGCGGGUGGACCGUCCCUCUGCUGAGUUCACAGGGACCUACGUUUGUUAUUACACCAGCGGACCACAGCAGCGAGACCUCACCGCCUCUGUGCACGUGUAUGUCAGAGAUCCUAACAGAGUGUUUUGGGCAAGCAGCAACUUACUUCGUAUUGUGAAAAAGGAGGGAGAGGACUUCAUGUUGCCCUGUCUCUUGACUGACCCCUCGGCCACAGACGUAGGUCUCCGCAUGGACAACGGCACCACUGUCCCUCCAGGAAUGAACUAUACAGUGUACAAGCACCGUGGCAUUCUCAUUCACAACCUCCACCCCAGCUUCAACGCCGACUAUGUGUGCACAGCCAGAGUCAACGGAGUAGAGAAGACCUCCAGGGUCUUUUCCAUCAAUGUGAUCCAAAAGCUUCGCUUCCCUCCAUAUGUCUUCUUGGACACUGAUGAAUACAUCCGCAUUGUUGGGGAGGAACUUAAGAUUCAUUGCACCACACACAACCCCAACUUCAAUUAUAAUGUUACCUGGAAAUACACAACUAAAUCAAAGCCGAUUAUUGAGGAAACGGUUAAAUCAAGUGGAGAAAACAGACUGGACAUCCAAAGCACAUUGACCAUUUCAUCAGUGGACCUCACUGAUACAGGGAACAUUUCUUGUAUCGGCACCAAUGAGGCUGGAGUGAACAGCACAACCACAUACCUGCUGGUAGUAGACAAACCCUACAUAAGACUACAACCCCAACUCUCCCCGAAAUUGGCCAAACGUGGUUUGUCUGUGGAGGUGAAUGAGGGCGAGGACCUGGAGCUCAGCGUGGUUGUAGAAGCGUACCCUCACAUUACGGAGCACAAGUGGGUCACGCCAACCACCCCCAACUCUUCCACACAGGAGAACAAGUUCAUACGAUACAACAACAGGUACUAUGCUAGUCUGCAACUCAAACGAAUGAACGCUCAUGAACAGGGCCAGUACACAUUCUACGCUGAGAACAACUUGGCCAACGCAUCGAUCACAUUCCAAGUUCAAAUGUAUCAGAGACCUAUUGCUGUGGUUCGAUGGGAAAAUGUCACUACACUCACUUGCACGUCUUUUGGGUACCCGGCCCCUAGAAUCAUUUGGUACCAGUGCUUUGGGAUCAGGCCCACUAACCGGUGUAAGGAGAAUAACUCGAGCACACAGAUGCCCGUCCCGUUGCAGGCGCCCACCGUAGAGGUGCAGAGGGAGGAGUACGGGGCGGUGGAGGUGGAGAGCGUGCUGACCGUGGGGCCGUCCAAUCGCAGGAUGACCGUGGAGUGUGUGGCCUUCAAUGUCGUGGGCGUGAGCAGCGAUACUUUUGCCAUGGAGGUGUCUGAUAAGCUCUUCACGUCUACUUUGUUCGGAGCUGGAGGAUUUCUGUCUGUGCUGCUCGUGCUUCUGGUGUUUCUUCUUUACAAGUAUAAACAGAAACCUCGGUAUGAAAUUCGAUGGAAGAUAAUAGAAGCAAGUGAUGGAAACAACUACACCUUUAUCGAUCCCACUCAGCUGCCAUACAACGAGAAGUGGGAGUUUCCACGAGACAAGCUCAAACUAGGAAAGAUUCUGGGCGCUGGUGCUUUUGGAAAAGUUGUUGAAGCCACAGCCUACGGUCUUGGAAAACAGGACAAUGUGACACGUGUGGCUGUGAAAAUGUUAAAAGCCAGUGCUCAUUCGGAUGAAAGAGAAGCUUUAAUGUCUGAACUGAAGAUCCUCAGCCAUUUGGGACACCACAAGAACAUCGUCAACCUGCUGGGAGCCUGCACAUACGGAGGUCCUGUGUUUGUUAUCACGGAAUACUGCAGUCUCGGUGACCUGCUAAACUUUCUGCGACACAAGGCAGAGACAUUUAUGAACUUUGUGAUGAACAUCCCUGAGAUUGUGGAAAACGACUACAAGAACAUCUGUAACCAGAAGCAUUUUAUUAGAAGCUUUGGGAUCCAUGCGCACAUUCAAGGCAAGGAAAGUGACAGUGGGAUCUCCAGCACUUCAUCAGGCAGCUAUUUAGAAAUGAGGCCGGCACUUCUACCAAACAGCACAACUCAAGCUCAAGACACUGAAUCAAACGUUGAUUGGUUGUUCGACAUAGACGACCUGCUCCGCUUCUCCCUUCAGGUGGCUCAGGGUUUGGAGUUUCUUGCAAGUAAAAAUUGUAUUCAUCGAGACGUAGCAGCCAGGAAUGUUCUCCUAACGGGCCGUAAAGAGGCCAAGAUCUGUGACUUUGGUCUGGCUCGUGACAUCAUGAAUGACUCAAACUACGUGGUGAAAGGAAAUGCCCGCUUACCUGUCAAGUGGAUGGCCCCUGAGAGUAUUUUUGAGUGUGUCUACACUGUUCAAAGUGACGUCUGGUCCUAUGGCAUCCUCUUAUGGGAGAUCUUCUCACUAGGGAAGAGCCCAUAUCCUAAUAUUGCAGUGGACUCGAGGUUCUAUAAAAUGGUGAAGCGAGGAUACCAGAUGUCCCAGCCAGACUUUGCCCCACCAGAGAUGUAUAUGAUCAUGAAGAUGUGCUGGAAUCUGGAACCCACACAGCGGCCCACUUUCACCAAGAUCAGUUCCAUGAUAGAGAGGUUAUUGGGUCGUCCCACACAACAGAGUCAGCAGCAGCAGGAGGAGCAGCAGUAUUGGCAGCAGGGGCAGCAAAUCUACGAAAAUGUUCGGCAGCCGCAGCCACAGCCGCAAGAGAAUGAGGAGAGCAGCGAGGUCAGCGAGGGCAGGGAAGGCGAGGAGUGUGACCUGCCCAAAUGCUGCUGCCAUGGCCCCUGUGACCAGUCUUGUGACCGUGAGGAAGAGGAGCAGCCUCUGAUGAAGACCAACACCUACCAGUGA
This is a messenger RNA of Knipowitschia caucasica, 3057 nucleotides long. The record is from the annotation of a GenBank genome assembly. NCBI's taxonomy places the organism in Eukaryota, Metazoa, Chordata, Actinopteri, Gobiiformes, Gobiidae.